AUGCGGCCAGAGAUGCUACAGCGGGCGCAUGAAGACCAUCUCGGAGUGGUAAAGACCAAGGCUCGUGUCAGACGAGUAAUAUGGUGGCCGGAGAUGUCCAAUCACAUCAGUCAAAUGAUAUCAAGAUGUGAGACAUGUUCAAGAUUUCAGCAUCAACAAAGGAAGGAACCCCUGAAGACAACACUUCUGGCAGGGAGACCAUGGGAACAGGUGGCUGCUGACAUGUUUGAAUGGAGGGGACAACAGUACGUGGUAGUAGUUGACUACUAUUCUCGUUUUCCAGAGGUUAGAAAGCUGACUGGACAAAGCAGCCGCCAGUUUUUCUGUUUCGAAUUUGCACGAUGGGCUAUGACUUACGACAUCAAACAUACUACGUCAUCACCCCGUUAUCCACAGGGAAAUGGGUUAGUAGAGCGCUUCGUGCAAACUAUUAAAACAUUGUUGAAGAAGGCAGCACAUUCUGGAGACGACUUUAGCAUGGCACUCUUAGCUUAUCGUUCGACUCCACAAGAAACAACAGGCGUUGCUCCGGCACAGCUCCUCAUGGGACGGCAGUUGAGAACAUCCUUGCCAUCGAAUUCAGCCUUAUUGCAGCCGAAGUUGAUUAGCAGAAAGGUAGUCAAAAAGAGGGACCAAGUUUAA
Molecule: messenger RNA, 642 nt
Organism: Corticium candelabrum
Lineage: Eukaryota; Metazoa; Porifera; Homoscleromorpha; Homosclerophorida; Plakinidae
Exons: 2
Coding region: 1-642 (213 amino acids)
Biological process (GO): DNA integration
Molecular function (GO): nucleic acid binding
Source: RefSeq, a predicted model, not a curated record